Messenger RNA from Trichoplusia ni (cabbage looper), 1854 nucleotides. Its product is annotated as rab GDP dissociation inhibitor alpha-like. The coding region runs from base 94 to 1425 and encodes 443 amino acids. The record is from RefSeq and is a predicted model, not a curated record. Lineage: Eukaryota; Metazoa; Arthropoda; Insecta; Lepidoptera; Noctuidae. The transcript has a single exon. Gene Ontology annotation, biological process: protein transport; vesicle-mediated transport; small GTPase-mediated signal transduction. Gene Ontology annotation, molecular function: Rab GDP-dissociation inhibitor activity. Gene Ontology annotation, cellular component: cytoplasm.
UCACCGAAGUCGGCCAUAUUCUUUCCGACAUUUUGACAUUUACCUCCCGGUUUGCUAUUUCGUAUUGGAAAACCUUCUCUUGUAACUUUCAACAUGGAUGAAGAAUACGACGCAAUAGUUCUGGGAACCGGCUUGAAGGAAUGCAUUCUCAGUGGAAUGCUCUCCGUGUCCGGAAAAAAGGUAUUGCACAUUGAUCGUAAUAAGUACUACGGCGGUGAAUCUGCGUCAAUUACCCCGUUAGAAGAAUUGUUCGCAAAGUUCAACGCACCGGCCCCUGAUGAAACAUACGGCCGAGGUCGCGACUGGAAUGUAGAUUUGAUUCCUAAACUUUUAAUGGCCAAUGGGCUCCUUGUGAAACUACUCAUUCACACGGGUGUGACCCGAUAUUUGGAAUUCAAAUCCGUGGAAGGCAGCUAUGUCUACAAAGGAGGAAAGAUAUCGAAAGUGCCCGUCGACCAAAAAGAGGCGUUGGCGUCCGAUCUUAUGGGGAUGUUCGAGAAAAGGCGCUUCCGCAACUUCCUAAUUUACGUUCAAGAUUUCCAGGAAGAUGAUGCCAAGACUUGGAAAGAUUUUGACCCUAGUACGGCCAACAUGCAGUCGCUGUAUGACAAAUUUGGUCUUGACAAGAACACUCAAGACUUCACCGGCCAUGCACUGGCCCUCUACCUCAAUGAUAACUACCUCCAGCAACCUGCUAUACAAACCAUUCGCCGCAUUAAACUUUACUCUGACUCACUUGCAAGAUAUGGAAAGUCUCCCUACCUGUACCCCAUGUACGGUCUGGGUGAGUUGCCCCAAGGAUUUGCUCGUCUCUCUGCCAUUUAUGGAGGCACCUACAUGUUGGACAAACCCAUUGAUGAAAUAGUUCUUGGAGAGGGUGGAAAAGUUGUUGGUGUACGCUCUGGCAAUGAAAUUGCCAAAUGUAAGCAGGUGUACUGCGACCCCAGCUAUGUACCUGACCGUGUCCGCAAGAAGGCCCAGGUCAUCCGAUGCAUCUGUUUAUUGGAUCACCCCAUUCCAAACACUAAAGAUGCUCUAUCUACCCAAAUUAUCAUUCCCCAAAAACAAGUAGGCAGGAAUUCUGACAUUUACAUAUCUGUUGUGUCCUACACACAUCAGGUGGCAGCCAAGGGCUGGUUCAUUGCUAUGGUGUCUACCACGGUUGAGACCAAUGACCCAGAAUCUGAAAUCAAGCCUGGUUUGGACCUCCUUGGUCCCAUCCGACAGAAGUUUGUGUCUGUAUCGGACUACUAUGAGCCACUGGAUGAUGGCACUCAGAGCCAAAUCUUCAUAUCUGAGUCUUAUGAUGCCACCACACACUUUGAGACAACCUGCUUAGAUGUGAUCAAAAUAUACAAGUUUGGCACAGGUGAAGAGUUUGACUUCUCCAAAGUUAAAGUGGAGCUUGGAGAGGAAGAACAGUGAAUUAUCAUAUAUCAUAUUUAUGUACAUUGCUUGUUAAUUUUAUAUUUGUUUAAGAACUGUUCUGGCAUCAAUAACAAUAUUCUCUAGGGAUUUUGGGUUAACAAUAUUUAAGAGCUUAGUGUACCAAUAGUAGAUCAAGUAUUAAUGUAUGUACAAUGCUCCCAGUUGUUCCAAAAAUGAUUUUAUGCAUUUUAUUGCCAAAAAAAAAAUUAUUUAAAGGAAUUUAUACUUUAUUUAAGGCUGCUUUUUAAGUAUACAAAGCUAUUAUGAUCUGCACAAGUGGUAGGUUAUUUGUACCAGAUGUUAUGCAUUCCAAUUUGGUAAUUGUUUGAUUCUGUAACCAUAUCAUACUUGUAACAAGUCAAAAUUUAUGAAUGCUCAUUAUACCUAUAUGUUGUGUAAGAUCAUGAAUAAAAGUUAUAAUUAUGA